Molecule: messenger RNA, 1204 nt
Organism: Macroventuria anomochaeta
Lineage: Eukaryota; Fungi; Ascomycota; Dothideomycetes; Pleosporales; Didymellaceae
Product: proline racemase
Exons: 1
Coding region: 88-1119 (343 amino acids)
Molecular function (GO): hydro-lyase activity
Source: RefSeq, a predicted model, not a curated record
GUCAAAACUUCAGCUCUUGACCAUCGCUGCAAGUACUUUCCACUGGUCCACUCACAUCCACAAACCCACCUACCAUCAGUCAGCAUCAUGGCUCAAUCAUACUGGAUCCAAACCGAAGACUGGCACACGGCGGGUGAGCCGUUUCGAAUCGUCGACCAGCUUCCAUCUGGAUCCCUCCCAAAUGCGUCCACCGUAGCAGAGCGCCGCUUCGCCAUUCUCAAGACCCCCAAUCACCCCCUCGACACUCUGCGCCAGCAGCUUUGUCAUGAACCACGAGGCCACUCUGAUAUGUACGGAGGCUUUAUCACACCGCCCAACGACUCCGGUGCGCACUUUGGCGUCUUGUUCUGGCACGCUGAGGGCUUCUCUACGGCGUGCGGUCACGGGACUAUAGCUUUGGGGUACUGGGCCGUCACAAAAGGAUUGGUAAAGGCACCGGAGGGGGAUGGGGUGGUGGAUGUUGUUGUUGAUGUCCCAUCUGGUCGUGUUAUAGCCACUGUUGCCAUUAAGCAGGGCAAGCCAGUGCAAGCGGACUUUGUCAACGUGUUGAGUUUUCAACUAGCAAAAGGGCUGUCCGUUGAGAUACCGUCAAGGGGUGUCAGCAUCACUGCGGAUCUGACGUUUGGUGGUGCGGUGUACGCGACAGUUGAUGCAGCGCAGUUUGGUCUGAGAGUUGAGCCGAAGAACGCAAAUCAGUUCAUUGAGUUGGGGAGGGAAAUCAAAAAGAGUCUAGGAACGAGAGCGCAUUAUGGGACGUAUGAUUGCUAUGGUGUGAUCUUCUUCCACGAAGAUGAUGAGAGCGCGGACCCAGUACGACAAGUCAAUGUCACCGUCUUCGCUGAUGGGCAGAUCGACCGCUCUCCUUGCGGUUCUGGAACGUGUGCAAGGCUGGCGGUGCUGUUCGCGGAAGGCAGACUGGGUGCUGGACGAUCGAAGCUGAUACAUGGUUCAAUUGUAGGGUCGACGUUCGAGGGUGACAUCGUAUCAGAAGAGAAGAGUCCCAUCGAGGGUGGCGCACCGGCGUGUAUACCGAGAGUGCGAGGCCAUGCGAAUCUGGUUGGGCGGAUGAACUUUUUUAUCGAUCCGGAAGAUCUCGUACUGCCGUUUACACUGCGAUGAGACUCGUUGCUGUCUCGCAAUACUACAAAUCACAUUCAACUACUCAAGUCCCUGUACUCAAAGCUUUACUAUACGCCACACCGAA